Chrysochloris asiatica (Cape golden mole) is the source of this 2025-nucleotide messenger RNA. RefSeq names its product zinc finger protein 605 (gene ZNF605). The coding region runs from base 1 to 2025 and encodes 674 amino acids. Gene Ontology annotation, biological process: regulation of cytokine production; regulation of immune system process; negative regulation of transcription by RNA polymerase II. NCBI's taxonomy places the organism in Eukaryota, Metazoa, Chordata, Mammalia, Afrosoricida, Chrysochloridae. The transcript has 4 exons. The record is from RefSeq and is a predicted model, not a curated record.
AUGACUAAGUCACAGGUAUCCUUUGAGGAUGUAGCUGUGGAUUUCACGUGGGCGGAAUGGCAGCUGCUGAAUCCCACUCAAAAGAAUUUAUACAAAGACGUGAUGUUGGAGAACUAUAGCAAUCUAGUUUUCUUGGGGUAUCAGAUUAUCAAACCUAAUGCAGUCUUUAAGCUAGAGCAAGGAGAAGAACCAUGUAUGACAGAUGACGAAAUGCUAAGUCACAACCUUCCAGAAGUCUGGCUAGAUAAAAUUCACAACAUGAGGCACAAAGAUAAUCAAGACAAGCUUAAAAGUACAGAGAGAUGCCGUGAAUAUGAUGUUUUGGGGAAGAUACUUCAUUCAAGCAUUAAUAUUACUCAUUUGGGAGCAAGGCCUCAAAAGCAUGGCGCUGGUGAAAACAGUUUAAAACAUCCUUUCAACUUAACUAUUCCAAAAAGUUACUGUAACAGAAUGCAACUUGGUGAGUUUAAUAAGAAUUUGUUAAUUCACAUCGAAACAGACAGAACUCAGAGUGAAAUAAAGUACUGUGACUGUAAUAAAUGUAAACAAGGCAGUGGUACAGAGUCCUGGCUCAUUACAAAUCACGUAACACACAGAGGAGUGUAUGUAUGCAUGGAAUGCGGCAAGUUUUUCAGUAAGAGGUCCCAGUUUAUUAUACAUCAGAGAACACACACAGGAGAGAGGCCCUACCAAUGUGGUGAGUGUGCAAAAGCCUUUUCACAGAAGUCAUUGCUCACGAUACAUCAAAGAACUCAUUCUGGAGAAAAACCGUACGGGUGUGGGGAAUGUCAAAAAACGUUCAGUAGGAAGUCGCUUCUCAUUUUACAUCAGAGAACUCAUACAGGAGAGAAACCCUAUGGCUGCCGUGAAUGUGGAAGAGCUUUCAGCAGGACGUCACAGCUUAAAAGGCAUCAGAGAACCCAUACAAUAGAGAAACCCUAUGGGUGUAGUGACUGUGGAAAAACUUUCUCCCAGAAAUUAAAACUCAUGACACAUCAGAGAACUCAUACGGGAGAGAAGCCCUAUCAGUGCACUGAAUGUGGGAAAGCCUUCUUCUGGAAAUCACAGCUGAUCACUCAUCAGAGGACGCAUACAGGGAAGAAGCCCUAUGCAUGUAGUGAGUGUAAGAAAGCCUUCAGCAGGAACUCACUCCUGAUUCGACAUCAGAGGAUUCAUACAGGAGAGAAGCCCUAUGAAUGUAAUGAAUGUGGGGAGGCCUUCAUCAGAAAGCCCCAGCUCCUCAGACACCAGGUAACUCAUACAGGAGAGAAGAACUUUCCAUGCAGUGACUGUGAAGAGGCCUUUUUUAAAAAGUCAGAACUAAUUAGGCAUCAAAAAAUCCAUUUAGGAGAGAAACCCUAUGGAUGUGUUGAAUGCGGAAAAACUUUCUUUGGGAAAUCACAGCUGCUAACACAUCAGAGAACACACACAGGAGAGAAACCCUAUGAAUGCAGAGAUUGUGGGAAAGCGUUCAGUCAGAAGUCGAGCCUGAUAUCCCAUCAGAGGACACAUACAGGGGAGAAGCCCUAUGAGUGUGGUGAAUGCAGAAAAACCUUCAGUGAGAAAUCAAGUCUCAUUCAUCACCAGAGAACUCACACAGGAGAAAAGCCCUUUGAAUGUGGCGAAUGCAGGAAGGCUUUCGCCUGGAAACCACAGCUCAUUAGGCAUCAGAAAAUCCAUACAGGGGAGAAACCCUAUGAGUGCAGUGAAUGUGGGAAAGCAUUUGUUCAAAAAGUACAGCUUAUUAAACAUCAGAGAAAUCACACAGGAGAGAAAACUUAUGGCUGUGGUGAGUGUGGAAAAGCUUUUUUUGAGAAGACACAGCUCAUUAUACAUCAGCGAAUUCAUACGGGAGAGAGACCCUAUGAAUGUGAUGAAUGUGCAAAGUCUUUCACUAGAAAGUCACACCUUAUGAGGCAUCAGAGAAUUCAUACAGGAGAAAAAUACUAUGGAUGCAAUGAAUGUGGGAUGACCUUCAAUAGGAAGUCAUUACUGAUGACACAUCAGAAAAAUCAUAUACUAUAG